AUGGCCCCAUCAGCAAGCACAAAUCCAUUAACUCAUCGCCUGCUGAGUAUCCAACGCACGCCGGCCCGACCCGAGAUGGUCUUUAGGACAGUUGGCAGCAUCCUCGGCACGCCUCUGCCCUCCCAACCAGAAUUAGAAUACCUCGACAUCGUCUCUCCGCAGCAGUGCAACGCAGAUACACGCGCGGCAAUAGAGCACCUACUCCUAAACUGCAUGCCACAAUCGAGAUGGGUCUCCGUCCCGACCGGAAAGCUGCAGAAACCCGGUCGAACCAACUCCUAUCGAAGGGCAUGGACAAGGGUCCGAAAGCGAGAAAUCGGCUGUGAUGAGAAUAUUCUGAUCAUGGUAGAGCGAGAGAUGUUGGGCUCGGUUGAUGUUGCGUCGGAAAGGCCCUUCUCGGAAUUGGAAGUGGAGGAGAGCCUGCGCCGGACGGCGGGGACACCGUGGUGGAUGAGAUCCCAGACUCCGAGGCAGACGGUGUGGAAAACGUCCUUCAGUCAGAGAUGA
Endocarpon pusillum Z07020 is the source of this 507-nucleotide messenger RNA. RefSeq lists its product as uncharacterized. Bases 1 to 507 code for a protein of 168 amino acids. The transcript has a single exon. The record is from RefSeq and is a predicted model, not a curated record. NCBI's taxonomy places the organism in Eukaryota, Fungi, Ascomycota, Eurotiomycetes, Verrucariales, Verrucariaceae.